Molecule: messenger RNA, 1428 nt
Organism: Rhinichthys klamathensis goyatoka
Lineage: Eukaryota; Metazoa; Chordata; Actinopteri; Cypriniformes; Leuciscidae
Exons: 7
Coding region: 194-1009 (271 amino acids)
Molecular function (GO): S-adenosylmethionine-dependent methyltransferase activity
Source: RefSeq, a predicted model, not a curated record
CAAACGAGUCCAGUCGAGGCUAGCGUUCUUUUGUCAGACAAUAAUUACCAGACUGCAACUUUGAUUUUGAGUGUUUAGCGCCAUAUUUUACCGGCACGAACAGAAAAAGACAGCGGCUGAUAGAUGACACACAGCUCGCAUCAUCUCCGUCUCUAAUUUUCCUCUGAAGAUUUGCUCUGAAAUCACAGUGAAGAUGACUUGCAGAAUGUUCGAAGAUAAACAACAUGCCUCCCUAUAUCAAAAAUAUCGAUUUGAUCCACCUGAUGAGCUGAAGGAGCUUAUUCUUCAGUAUCUGGACAAAAAGAAAGGAAAGCCCCAUCAGCUGGCCGUGGAUUUAGGCUGCGGAACAGGGCAGAACUCUCGUUCGCUGACACCAUAUUUUCAGCAGGUGGUGGGCAUUGAUGUCAGUGAAUCUCAGGUGGAGGAAGCAAGAGCAGUGCCAGGGUUCCCUAACCUCAGCUACAGAGUUGGCACUGCAGAGGAUCUGCCAUUCCCAGAUGGCUCGGUGGAUCUGCUGACGGCUGCGUCUGCAGCUCAUUGGUUUGACGCUGAAGGUUUUAUAAAGGAGGCUGUACGUGUCCUGAAGCCUCAUGGCUGCCUUGCUCUCUUUGGCUAUGGAGACAAUAUGAAAAUGCACCAUGAGUCCUGUGGUGAUCGACUUAAUAAAAUAUAUGAGGAAGUAAAGCAAAUUCUGCUGCCCUACACAAGCACUAGGGUAACUGGGGCCAACAGUAAGCUAAAGGACUUAUUUGAAGCCAUACCCUUCCCAGACAAAGAGAGGAUCGAAAUAAUUCCAAUAAAGCUGCAGCUGAGCAUCAAGAACGUAACUGGUUUUAUUCAGACGUUCUCCAUGUACCAAGCCUAUCUGAGAGCCGAUUCAAAUGCUGCAACUGCGCUGUUGGAGAAAACAGCAUCACGUAUUCUAGAAGAGUUGAAAGCGUCAUCAACAGAGGCCAAAGUUGACUUUAUAAUGGAGUACUUCUGUGUGCUUGCAUGUAAACCUGAGUGACACAUGACUCAGUCACAUGACCCAACACUACUGUACUGUCAUUCCAGGUGUUUAUAUAAUGUAGUUCCUACAUAAGUUUUAAUCUUACUUUGUCAAUCAAGUUGUUAACAAAUCUGUGAGCUUACACACAAUAUUUUUUUAUAAUUUCACAUGAAAUAUUCUGAAAAUAUAAACCACUUAGUUUUUCACUAUGUAUUAUGAUGUUGCAAAAUGUUACUUUGAAGUAAUUUACUUUACAACAUGCAUGCAUUAAUAUAAUGUUGUUUAAAAAAACAACAAUAAAAUCAAUGUUUUAUUUUUAUUAUUUGCACUUGUGUAGUUUGUUCACAUGAAUAGUAAGCAUUCCCUGGAUGUCACAAAAAUAUUUACUCCAAUCUAGGUUUUGUAAAAAUUUAAAUAAAUCUUUCCUAACACCCACA